Microplitis demolitor is the source of this 1287-nucleotide messenger RNA. RefSeq names its product inorganic pyrophosphatase (gene Nurf-38). The record is from RefSeq and is a predicted model, not a curated record. Gene Ontology annotation, biological process: phosphate-containing compound metabolic process. Bases 1 to 1002 code for a protein of 333 amino acids. Gene Ontology annotation, cellular component: cytoplasm. The transcript is spliced from 8 exons. Gene Ontology annotation, molecular function: inorganic diphosphate phosphatase activity; magnesium ion binding. NCBI's taxonomy places the organism in Eukaryota, Metazoa, Arthropoda, Insecta, Hymenoptera, Braconidae.
AUGGCAGCCUUGAUGUGCCUGCACACGUUUCGUAGUUACGGUUUGAAGAAAUUAGCGUUUCCGUUUAGUUUAGUCGCUAAACAACUUCUAAACAGCUGUAAUAGACAAUUAUUAACAAAUAAAAGACAAAAAUUAAUAAUGUCGUACACCACGGUAGAAUCUGGUGCUCCGCAUACAACUGAUUUCAAAAUUUACUUCAAAAAAGAAACUGCUAUCUCACCUUUCCAUGACAUUCCGCUAUAUGCAGAUGAGUCAAGUAAAAUUUUACACAUGGUGGUUGAAGUACCACGAUGGACUAACGCUAAAAUGGAAAUAAAUUUAAAAGAACCCCUAAAUCCCAUCAAACAAGAUGUUAAAAAUGGUAAACUUCGUUUUGUUGCUAAUUGUUUUCCCCAUCACGGAUAUAUCUGGAAUUAUGGAGCUUUACCUCAAACUUGGGAAAAUCCAGAAGUUUUGGAUGAAGCUACUGGACUCAAAGGAGAUAAUGAUCCUAUUGAUGUUCUAGAAAUUGGAUACAGGGUCGCUAAAAGAGGUGAAGUAUUGAAAGUUAAAGUUUUGGGAAUCGUAGCUCUUAUCGAUGAAGGUGAAACCGACUGGAAAGUCAUAGUAAUCGAUGUCAAUGAUCCAUUAGCUGAUCAAAUGAAUGAUGUUGCUGAUGUUGAUAAAUUUUAUCCAGGUUUAUUAAAAGCAACCGUUGAAUGGUUUAAAAUAUAUAAAAUUCCUGACGGCAAACCAGAAAAUCAAUUUGCUUUCAAUGGUGAAGCAAAACCUCGUGACUUUGCAUUACAUAUUAUUGAAGAGGUACACGAACAUUGGAAAAAUUUAAUUAAACGUGAUACUGAAACUCCAGGAAUAUCAUGUGCUAAUGUAACUGUAGAAGAUAGUCCUUUUAAAAUUGAUGCAAGUACCGCUGAGGAAAUUAUAAGUAAUGCACCUGAAUCAUCUGAGUCAGCGGGUCUAGAACCUGUUGUUGAUAAAUGGCAUUACGUGCAUCUCAAGUGAACACUAGUAUUGAACACGAAGGACGGGACAAGAUAACAUCGGAGAUAGUUUAUUUGCUGAAGAAUAACGCGAAUUAUUGCCUUCAUAUGCACCAUAUAUUUAACAUGCGCUUAAAAAUUUUUUACCAUGUAAAAAUUUAUCUUCUAUUCCAAUACUAUUCCUAAAUAUUUUAGUAUUUAUUACACUAUAGAAAAAGAACUAGCUAUAAAACUAUUUCUCCGUAUAAAUAGUAAAGGGUUGUGAAAUGCAUUUGUAAAAAAAAAUAAAAAAGUAAAAUCAGAAAAA